Molecule: messenger RNA, 2778 nt
Organism: Numida meleagris (helmeted guineafowl)
Lineage: Eukaryota; Metazoa; Chordata; Aves; Galliformes; Numididae
Gene: DND1
Product: DND microRNA-mediated repression inhibitor 1
Exons: 4
Coding region: 700-1644 (314 amino acids)
Biological process (GO): negative regulation of miRNA-mediated gene silencing; mRNA stabilization
Cellular component (GO): cytoplasm; nucleus
Molecular function (GO): mRNA binding
Source: RefSeq, a predicted model, not a curated record
CCUGGCCUUCGGGAACGGCGGAGCCCCGUGGGGACGGACACACGGAGGUGCCACCAUCUCGUGGUGCGCCCAGAGGCGCGCGGGGGUGAAAUGCAGCCAGACGGCUGCUGGCGUGAGCUGGGCCUGGAGCCGUAGGCUCGUGAAGGUUGGAGAGCUCUGCGGUCACGGAGCCGCCCCCGCCGUGCACGCGAGCCGUGUCUCCGUGCCACAUCUCCACGGUUCUGGGACGCCUCCGGCGCUUCAGAGGCGCUAAUGAGAGCGGGCGGUGCUUAGCGAGUACUUGGCGAUGAUGGUGCUGCGUGGGCAGUGUCCCCGGUUCCUCCCUGAGGCUGCACUGUCCGCAGUGCCGGCUCUCCGUGUCCCGCGCGGCCUGCGUGGGGCUUUGGUUACCGCGGUACAAGGGCUCAUCGCGGCUCUUCGCUCCCGCCCUGCCUUGUGAUGCUCCCGAAUCUCCGCUGUCAGAGCCCUUGCAGACAUCCCUAGAGGAGCCGCUGGUGCCCGUGUGCUCUGCCGGAGUCCCGCGGAGCAGGAGAGUUCCCUGCUCUCACUCCCCCACUUUCUGGCCGGUGCUCGGCCCGGGGGCCGCGCUGUGGGGUUGGGAUCCCUGCGGUUGGGCAACUGGAUGCUCUGCCCAGGCCAGCACCGACCUCCUUACUCCCUCCUCGGCAGUGGACCAGCAGCAUCAACCGGGCCAAUAAGAUGGCUCUGCUCAGCUGGGUGAGAGAAACGGGCAUCGAGCUGGUGCAGGUGAACGGGCAGCGGCGGUACGGCGGCCCUCCGCCAGGUUGGGUGGGCAGCCCGCCACCCGCCGGCUCCGAGGUGUACAUCGCCAAACUGCCGCGGGACCUGUACGAGGACACGCUCAUCCCGCUCUUCCAGAGCGUGGGACAGCUCUACGAGUUCCGCCUCAUGCUGACCUUCAGCGGGCUCAACCGCGGCUUCGCCUACGCCAAGUACAGCGACCAGUGCAGCGCCGGGAAGGCCAUCGCCGCCCUCAACAACUGGGAGGUGCAGGAGGGCCGCGCCAUCCUGGUGUGCCAGAGCUUCGAGAAGUGCGAGCUGAGCGUGGACGGGCUGCCCACCACGCUGUGCCACAGGGAGCUGGAGGCCCUGCUGCUGGAGGCCACCGAGGGGCUGCUGGGCUUCACGCUGCACGCCAGCCCCAGCCGCAAGGAGGGCAAGGUCGCCGUGCUGACGUACAGCUCGCACCGGGCCGCUGCCUUGGCCAAGAAAGCCCUGGUGGAAGGGAACAUCGGCCUCUUCAAGAAGAAGGUGAAGGUGGAGUGGCUGAAGCCUGAACUGAAGGAGCAGUUGCAGGCGCAUGGGGAGAAGCCGCCCCCCAGCAGCGUGCGGCACCUGGGGAGCCCUGAGCGGGUGCUGCCAUCCUCGGAGCUGCGUGGUGCGCUGGGCCUCCUGGGGGCCCUGUGCCAGCGGCGGCACCUGGGGACCCCCCGCUUUCUCACCAGGUGCGUGCAGGCUGAGCCUGACGGCUGGCAGCGGUACUGGGGCCAAGUGGUGAUCCCGUCCUGCCCCGUGCCCUGCAGCACUUUCCUGUGGGUGCGGGAGGACGCAUCGGGUACCGUGGGGCACAAGAGGAUCAAAGAGGCGGUGGCGCGGCUGGCCCUGGUGAUGCUGGGGUGCUGAGGGUGCGUGUGGGCAGCUGUUGUACCCCAACUAUGAAAUGAACCCGAGCCACCCGACAUCACGGUGUGGAGCGGAGCUGAGCCUAGCAGGGCCGCGUUCCUGUUCGGCCUUGUUUUGAGUUGGUUGGUGUUUGUUUGAGGGCUGUCUGGAGGAUGCGGGCACUGCCCCGUCCCCGCUGGCACUGGUUCUGUUGUGGGCGGCAGGCCUGCCCUGCCUGCUUCCAUGUUUUCCCGUUGAUGAAGUUGUUUUGUGUUGCUGCGGUGCUGCAGGGCUCCUGGGAGGAGCAGCAGCUGUCUGGGAAGGAUGCGAGCUGGGGGGUGCUGGCGGGCUGGCGCUGGGGCCCCCCCUGCCUGCGGCCCUUUUAGUGCCGUGGGGCAGCCAGGGGUCUCAGGGCUGCGUGCGGACGCUGCCCAGAGUCUGGAAGCCAGCAGCCACGUGCCGGCUAUUAAAGGAGCCUGGGAAGCACUGGCGGUGUUCUGUUGUGUUUUGAUGCUGCGGUUUCCCUGGGUGGGUCCGAUCCUGCAGCCAGGCCCACGCUGGGCGGCCCCUGCUGACGUCACCCCAACGUCACCUCUGCACCGAGCUCCUGAGGCGCAGCGCCUGCCACCCGCCCUGGGCCGGCUCUAGCCCAGCGGUUCCUUCGGUUUCACAGAAUGUGUGUGCUUCGGGCCCCGACUGGGGUUCGAUCCCGCGGGCACCCCUGGCCCAUUUUGGGCGUUCCCAUCAUUAUUUGUUUUACCACUUCUGGGACUAGUGCUCUCCAAUAUCUUCAUCGGUGAUAGCGAGUGGGAUUGAGUGGGAUGACACCAAGCUGUGAGGGGCAGUGGACACAGCCGAGGGACGAGAAUGCCAUUCAGAGAGAGCCAGGCAGGCUGAGCAGUGGGCCCAGGAGAACCUCAUGAGGUUCAACAAAGCCGAGCACUCACUCUGGCAGCUGGGUCGUGGCAACCAUCACUGUCAGUACGAGUUGGGGGAUGACAGGAUGGAGCACAGCCCUGCCAAAAAGGACUGCGGGUACUGCUGGAUGGCAGCUGGGCAUGAACCAGCACCGUGCCCUUGUAGCCCAGACAGCCAACUGUACCCUGGCUGCAUCCAAAGCAGCAUGGCCAGCAGGGCAAGGGAGAGGAUCUGCCC